This is a messenger RNA of Leptonychotes weddellii (Weddell seal), 1839 nucleotides long. NCBI's taxonomy places the organism in Eukaryota, Metazoa, Chordata, Mammalia, Carnivora, Phocidae. The record is from RefSeq and is a predicted model, not a curated record.
AUGAAUGCACCAUCGUUCCGCAUGGAGAAAGGAGCAGAUGGGAAAAUGCUUCUCCACUACUACUCUGAUAGGAGUGGUCUGUGCCACAUCAUACCAGGUAUCAUUGAGGCUGUGGCCAAAGACUUCUUUGACAUUGAUGUGACCAUGGAUAUCCUCGACAUGAGUAAGGAAGAGGAGAGGACAGGAAAGAAGGAGGAGCAUGUUGUGUUUCUGGUUGUGCAGAAGUCUCACAGACAGAUGAGAAGGGCAAAACCAAACAGGUUACAAGACAAUCAGGACAUCCAGAGAGACCAAGAGGUACUGGAGGCGGCUUUCCUUAGGAUGAAAGAGAAAUAUUUGAGUGUCUCUGUUUGUCCUGUGAAGAAAUCACACUGGGAAAUUGUGAGAAAUAUAGUCAUGUUUGGAAAAGGGCAUCUCGUGAACACCUUUGUGCCAGUUUAUCCCGAGCAGCUCUCGAUUGAACAGAAGACGUUCUGCAAUGCUUUUCCUUUCCACAUUGUGUUUGAUGAAUCACUGAGGGUCAAGCGAGCUGGAGUGAAUAUUCAGAAGUAUGUCCUGGGACUCCAAACCCAGAAGAUUCAAUUAGAUGAGUAUUUCUCCAUCAUUCAUCCCCAAGUUACCUUCAACAUUUUCAGCAUCUGCAAGUUUAUCAACAGCCAAUUUGUCCUGAAGGCAUGAAGAGAAAGGAUGCCCGAGGCAUGGAAAAGUCAGCCUGCACUCAAACUCCGAGGCCAGAUGAUCUGGAUGGAGUUUGUGCGCUGCCUGAUGUACCUGUGCUCCCCAAAGCCCCGCAGUGUGCAGGAGCUGGAGGAGCGCAAAAUGCACCUCCCUGACGUCGCCCCCCAUGACACCACCAGCGAUCUCAUCCUCCUGAACCAGCAGCGACUGGCUGAGAUUGAGCUGUCCAACCAGCUGGAGAGGAAGAAGGAGGAGCUGCGGGUCCUCUCCAAGGACUUGGCCAUAGAAAAGAAGAACACAGAGACCCUGCUUUAUGCCAUGCUGCCCCAACAUGUGGCCAACGAGCUGAAGGAGGGCAAAAAGGUUGCCGCAGGAGAAUUUACAACCUACACGAUUCUUUUCAGUGAUGUGGUGACAUUUACUAAUAUCUGUGCUGCCUGCCAACCUAUCCAAAUAGUGAAGAUGCUGAAUUCAAUGUACUCCAAGUUUGACAGAUUAACCAGCGUCCACGAGGUCUACAAAGUGGAAACAAUAGGAGAUGCUUACAUGGUGGUGGGGGGUGUCCCGGUGCCUAUUGGAAGCCAUGCUCAAAGAGUGGCUAACUUUGCCUUGGGGCUGAGAAUUUCUGCAAAAGAAGUCAUGAAUCCUAUUACUGGAGAACCCAUCCAGAUCAGAGUCGGCAUCCAUACGGGACCAGUCCUAGCAGGUGCGGUGGGAGACAAGAUGCCCUGGUACUGCUUGUUUGGUGACACUGUGAACACAGCUUCUAGGAUGGAAAGUCACGGGCUUCCCGACAAAGCGCAGCUCAGUCCCACGGCCUACAGCGCUCUGGAAAAUCAAGGCUUUGAAAUAAUUGAGAGGGGUGAAAUCGAAGUGAAAGGUAAAGGGAAAAUGACCACGUACUUUCUGAUCCGGAACCUGAAUGCCUCAGAGGACGAGAUCAUGGGCAGACCUCAAAGCCUGCUUGAUCGCAAGGAGGCAAGUGCUCAAGGAAGUCAAGACAGCAGGACUGUUGCCAUCAUGCAGUACGAGCACAGUGAGCCGCUGUACCCGAGGAGUGACAAGGCAGACGAAAAACAUAUUGGUUUCCGGGUACCAGGGUACCCAGGGUACCCACGGUACCCGCGAAACAAAGUUUGUCUGGACAUCAUGCCCCCGUAG